ACUUAACAAGUUUACAAUUUCCGGUAAACGGAUUUCUAUUAAUUUAUAUGGUUCAUUAACACUAAGAAUUACGAACAUUAAAGUAUCAUGAUGAAAUCUGAAAUAGAAAUGUUUACUUCCAAUUCAAGAAUACGUACACUUUAUAAGCAUGCAUACCUGGAAACAAUAAAACAGCAUUAGUCAUUCUACCACGAAGUGUAUUCCGUACCUACUCAUUAAUGUGUAGUUAGCGUGCAUUGAACGUCCGACAGUAUAAAAGGAAGAUUUCAGUCUGACCUCAUUUAAUCACAUUUACUUGCAAUACUUUAUAGACAUACGAUUAACGUUCAUACAAAUAUUUUUUAUUUCGAUCCAAAAUACUUAUAGCGAGACAAAAAAAUAUGGCGUUCAAAGGCAUUUUUAUUGUUGCUCUAGUGGCUUGUUGUGUACAAAUAGCCGUGGCGUUUCCUAAAAACAACUUUAUUGUAAACACGGAAGAAAUUGUGAAAGUAACAGAUCGGACGGAAGAAAAAUUGAGGACAGAACAGAUUACAGAACAUGGUGCAGAGUCACCAGAACCAGUUUCAGUGCAUCACCCUUAUCAAGUAGUCCAUUGCGAGUUCGAGGAAGUCACUGAGGAUAUUGUCUGCCGAGAGCCUUGCUUGCGCAAAGGAUAUUCUUACGGUCUUUGUGUAGGUCGUAGGUGCAGUUGCGUGUAAAUAUGAAAGAAAACAACAAACAUCGUGAAUGUAAAUCGGAAACAAUUUAGUUAAUAUCCAAAGCCAACGAGUUCUUCUAAUUUUGUUGAAUUUGACUUGUUAAAGUGUUUA
Molecule: messenger RNA, 809 nt
Organism: Hyposmocoma kahamanoa
Lineage: Eukaryota; Metazoa; Arthropoda; Insecta; Lepidoptera; Cosmopterigidae
Gene: Defensin
Exons: 2
Coding region: 381-698 (105 amino acids)
Source: RefSeq, a predicted model, not a curated record